UGUUGUGGUUCUCACAGGGCUAGCUUACCGGUGGUGCGAAGAUGGCGACGUACGGUAGCUCUCCGCUGCUGCUACUGCUGUCAUCAUACGUAUGUCUCUGUGGCUUCGGCUCCGCCUUCGGCCUCAAGGCAGCCAGCGGUCCCGCCGAGCCUCCAAACAACCCGGUCGUCCUCAGAGCCGUUGAACCACAAGCUAAGGAUGCACCUGCCGCCGCCGCGGGGGCCUCGAAGCCUAGAAGGGCGACCGGUUGGAAGCUGUCCGAGGAGGAGGCCUGCAGAGAGGACUUGACCCGGCUCUGCCCCAAACACACUUGGGCCAAUAACCUGUCCGUGCUGGAGUGUCUACAGGACCGCAGAGAGGAAACUGAAAUGGCUCCUGACUGCAACCAUCUCCUGUGGAACUACAAAUUGAAUCUGACCACAGAUCCAAAGUUUGAGUCGGUGGCCAUAGAGGUUUGCAAGAGCACUAUCACUGAGAUUAAGGAGUGUAAUGAGGAGGAACGUGGGAGGGGCUACCUCGUAUCUUGUCUGGUCGAUCACCGUGGCAACAUCAGCGAGUAUCAGUGCAGCCAGUACAUCACCAAAAUGACAAGCAUUAUCUUCAGUGACUACCGCCUCAUCUGUGGCUUUAUGGACAAAUGUAAAGAAGACAUUAACAAUUUACGCUGCGGGAGCAUCAACAUAGGACACAAGGACAUCCACAGCCAAGGGGAAGUUAUCGCUUGUCUGGAAAAAGCACUUGUGAAGGAGGCAGAGCAACAAGGCCAAGUUCGUCCAAUCAAAGAGGAGUGUCAGCAUGCUAUCCUGCGAGUUGCAGAACUGUCAUCAGAUGACUUCCACCUUGAUCGACAUCUCUACUUUUCCUGUCGAGACGACCGCGAGAGAUUCUGCCAAAAUACUCAGGCAGGAGAGGGAAAAGUCUACAAGUGCCUGUUCAACCACAAGUUUGAAGAGGCCAUGUCAGAAAAGUGCAGAGACGCUCUGACAACACGGCAGAAGCUGAUCUCUCAGGACUACAGGGUCAGUUACUCUCUGGCUAAAGCCUGUAAGCUGGACCUGAGGAAGCACCGCUGCAGCCUCGAUACCAACAUGCCACGUGCCCGCGAGGCCCGUCUCUCAUACCUGCUCCUGUGUCUUGAGGCCGCUGUGCACCGAGGUCGCCCGGUCACUGGCGAGUGUCAAGGUGAAAUGUUGGACUAUCGGCGGAUGCUGAUGGAGGACUUCUCUCUCAGUCCAGAGAUCGUACUGCACUGCCGGGCUGAGAUUGAGACUCACUGCUCCGGCCUUCACCGCAAAGGCCGCACUCUGCAUUGCCUGAUGAGGAUGGGCCGUGGAGACCGUAGCGCCUCAGUUGACGGUGUUUGCCAGAGUGCUCUUCAGACACUGAUCCAGUCAGCCGACCCUGGUGCUGAUUACAGGAUCGACAGAGCACUCAAUGAGGCCUGCGAGUCCGUCAUCCAGACAGCUUGCAAACAUAUCCGAAAUGGAGACCCAAUGAUCUUGUCUUGUCUGAUGGAGCAUCUGUACACAGAAAAGAUGGUGGAGGACUGUGAGCAUCGACUGUUGGAGCUCCAGUAUUUCAUAUCAAGGGACUGGAAAUUGGACCCUAUAUUGUACAAGAAAUGCCAAGGCGAUGCUGCCCGACUAUGCCACACACAUGGCUGGAAUGAAACCAGUGAGCUGAUGCCACCAGGCGCUGUCUUCUCCUGCCUGUACCGCCAUGCCUAUCGCACUGAGGACCAGGGCCGCCGGUUAUCUCGAGACUGUAAAGUGGAGGUUCAGCGAAUUCUACACCAGAGGGCGCUGGAUGUGAAACUGGACCCUGAACUGCAGAAGCGAUGCAUGACGGAUCUUGGCAAGUGGUGCAGCGAGAAGACCGACACUGGACAGGAGCUUGAGUGUCUGCAGGAACAUUUGGAAGACCUGGUGUCUGCCUGCAGGGAUGUCAUGGGCAACCUGACCGAGUUGGAGUCAGAGGAUGUCCAAAUAGAUGCACUGCUGAUCAGAGCUUGCGAGCCCAUGAUCCAGUCCCACUGCCACGACUUGGCCGACAACCAAAUCGACACCGGUGACCUCAUGGAAUGUUUGGUUCAGAACAAACACCAAAAGGAGAUGAAUGAAAAGUGUUCUGUUGGCGUCACACACUUCCAGCUGAUUCAGAUGAAGGAUUUCCGCUUCUCUUACAAGUUCAAGAUGGCUUGUAAAGAAGAUGUGCUUCGAUUAUGUCCAAACAUCAAAAAGAAAGUGGACGUGGUCAUCUGCCUCAGCACCACUGUGAGGAAUGACACGCUGCAGGAGGCCAAAGAGCAGCGGGUCUCCCUGAAAUGCCGCAAACAGCUGCGUGUGGAGGAGCUCGAAAUGUCAGAGGAUAUCAGGUUGCAACCAGAGCUGUAUGAUCCUUGCAAGUCCGACAUCAGUCGCCUGUGUCACAACGUGGCCUUUGGCAAUGCUCAGAUAAUUGAGUGUCUGAAGGAGCAGAAGAAGCAGCUCAGCCAGCGCUGCCACCAGCGGAUCUUCAAGCUGCAGGAGGCCGAGAUGACCGACCCGGAGCUAGACUAUCAGCUUAUGAGAGUCUGCAAGCAGAUGAUCAAAAGAUUCUGCACUGAAGCCGACGCCAGAAAUGUUCUGCAGUGUCUGAAGCAGAACAAGAACAGUGAGCUGAUGGAUCCAAAGUGUAAACAGAUGAUCACCAAGAGACAGAUCACGCAGAACACAGACUACCGGUUGAACCCAGUGUUAAGGAAAGCGUGCCGAGCUGACAUUCCCAAAUUCUGCCAAUCCAUCCUGAACAAGGCGAGCGAGGACAGCGAGUUGGAGGGUCAGGUGAUCGCCUGCCUCAAGCUCAAAUAUGCCGAUCAGAGAUUGUCUCCAGACUGUGAAGACCAGAUCCGAGUUAUUCUCCAGGAGUCGGCGCUGGACUACAGACUGGACCCGCAGCUGCAGAUGCACUGCUCGGAUGAGAUCUCCCGGCUUUGUGCGGAGGAGGCCGCUGCUCAGGAGCAGACCGGCCAGGUAGAGGAGUGUCUGAAAGUCAACCUGCUCAAGAUCAAACAGGAGGCCUGCAAUAAGGAGGUUUUUAACAUGCUCAAGCAGAGUAAAGCAGACAUCUUUGUGGACCCGGUCCUCCACACAGCCUGCGCCUUGGACCUCAAACAUCACUGUGCCGCUAUCCCGCCUGGAAGAGGAAGACAGAUGUCAUGUUUGAUGGACGCACUGCAGGACAAGCGAGUUCGCCUGCAGCCCGAGUGUAAGAAAAGACUUCAGGAUCGCAUCGACAUGUGGAGCUACGCGGCGAAGGUGGCACCAGCAGAGGGCUUAUCAGAUCUGGCAGUGCAGGUGAUGACCUCGCCCUCGAAGAACUACAUCCUGCUCAUGAUCGCACUGAGCCUGUGUGUCCUCUUCCUGUUGGGGCUGCUGUGCGGUCGAAUCACCAAGCGCGUGAUCAGAGAACUGAAGGACCGGUAGAAGCCAGAGAAGUUCCGUAACCUGCUUCACCCCUUCGUCCUUGUCCUCUUCCACCUCAGUCUGCCACCAACCAACACGCCCAGUGCCAACACCAUUGCAACACACGUGGUCCUCCUCUUUUCAAGCUUCGCUGUAAUAUUGCCCAACAGAGAAUUUCCAGCCAAAUCAAAGCUUUUUUUUUUUCCCCCCCAGCAGUGUUACUCCUAAAUUCCUUCUUACACCCCGAACCUUUUCUUGUCUUUUUGAGUUGGACAUGGUAUGAAUCAGUAUUUAAAAAAAAAAAAAAAAAGGAAAAAUAAGCACUUCUUGUGGCGUGACUGAGGACCGCUGAGGUUCGAACUCUUUCUUAGUUUUUGGUCAUGUUUAAAGAACACUGGAGCAUGCAGCGCCUCAUUUCCUUUGAAGAGACGUCAAAUAGCAGCUUGAGAUGUCGAGGCAAAAUUGGAGACAUUUUGCUCUCGCUUUGAACCAAUUUCGGGUGAUCCGUCCUCUUUGCUUGUGUACAGGAUCUGCUUUGGCUCGCCACAUGAGGCUAACGCUCACAAAGAUCAAACUGCUCAUUGUGAUCAUGCCAAUUAAUAUGGUGUUUUGUUUCAAUGCCUUUUUUUGUAUUGUUGAUUGUUUUCAAUGAGAGGGUGUGCAGAUAGGGGUUUGCUGUAUUUCAUGUCGACUGUAUUUAAUAUCUGAUCAGUGGAGUGGAAGCCAAAAUUGUUUGGGGGUGUCGAGACUCGUUUCCACAUAGUUUCCUGCCUUCAAAUCCCAUCACUCAUCACAACGCAGACAACAAAAGGCAUCCUGCUUUUACCACAUCUGUCAGCAUUGCUUUAUGGAAAAUUUGAUGACACAAUUCUUAUUUUUCAGCAGAAUUAUGACACAAUUGCAUUUUAUACACACACACCAAACUUGUAACAUUGACUCCCUGAUGAGGAAAAACAAUCGUUAAUUAUUUAAUAAUGCCUCGUCGCGAUUAGCCUCUAUCUAACAUGAGCUUGCCGUUCAAGAGCAACAUCUUCUCCUCAGCUGCUUUCACGGAAAGCUGUUUCAGCAUUUAUGUCGAUAACCAGCUCACGUUUUUAUUCUGAUUUGAGCACUUUCAAUAAAUUCAUCGGAGCAUUUAUUCAAUAA
This is a messenger RNA of Hippocampus zosterae (dwarf seahorse), 4589 nucleotides long. Its product is annotated as Golgi apparatus protein 1-like. The transcript has 26 exons. NCBI's taxonomy places the organism in Eukaryota, Metazoa, Chordata, Actinopteri, Syngnathiformes, Syngnathidae. Bases 42 to 3464 code for a protein of 1140 amino acids. Gene Ontology annotation, cellular component: Golgi membrane. Gene Ontology annotation, molecular function: fibroblast growth factor binding. The record is from RefSeq and is a predicted model, not a curated record.